AUGCUGGUGAUCCCCUAUUCCGUCUCGUUACGCAUCGAGCCUCCAUCUGCGGCUCUAGGCCAGACUUCCAAGAUGACUGUCGAGUACGAAUGCGGCUUCAGCAUCUACCCUCCUCUCCCCCCAACACCCUCCAACCAAACCCUCUACGCUCUGUUCCUCGCCCGCCUCAGAACCACAUUCUCCUCCCAAGUCCAUCCCUCCACCUCCAAACCACUCCUCAUAACCGACGACGACACCGCCUUCUACUACUUCACGCUCCCCAAGUACCCUAAAAUCCCUGCCAAUCCUGAACAUUGCAACUUCUUCCUAAGUUUCCGCCUUGGCUUCGGAAACGGUGGUUUACCACGCGAAGUGGCUGUUUCUCAUGUCCUCGAGGUACUCGUUAUUGCGAAAGAGUAUUUUGGGGAGAGGGUUAGAUGUCGAGGAGGCGGAGAAGGAGGUGAAGAAGUUGUGCAGGAGUAUGGACUUCAAAGUCGCAGUGAUGGAGACGGUGGUGGAAACACUGGAGGAAAAUAA
This is a messenger RNA of Fusarium tjaetaba, 516 nucleotides long. RefSeq names its product set 5. Lineage: Eukaryota; Fungi; Ascomycota; Sordariomycetes; Hypocreales; Nectriaceae. The transcript is spliced from 3 exons. The coding region runs from base 1 to 516 and encodes 171 amino acids. The record is from RefSeq and is a predicted model, not a curated record.